This is a messenger RNA of Prorocentrum cordatum, 579 nucleotides long. The record is from the annotation of a GenBank genome assembly. Lineage: Eukaryota; Dinophyceae; Prorocentrales; Prorocentraceae.
AUGUUCGUGCCGACUUCACUUCUCCCAGGCGACGGGGUCGGGGAGUUCUCGGGCAGCCCGAGACUGCAGGGCAUCGUCGAGGCCUCGGGGUCCACGUGCCUCGUCAUGGAGCACGACUUCGGGCUCGACCAGGUCGCCGAGGUGAGGGCGCGCAGGCAGCUGGGCCGAGGCUUCAAGGUACAGGGCAACCCCUGGGCCGCCCUGGUGGCCUUCGACUCGGUGAUCGUUGCCACGGCCCUGGGUUUCGACACCGUGGCCGUCGGGAACGAGCGCUCCGCGAACUUCGGCAACGGCGUGUUUCUGGAGGGCGCUGGAGAGCGCCUGGAGGUGAACCACCAGUUCGACAAGUCGCUGGAGUUCGAGCGGGCGAUGCACCUCUACGCUCGGAAGUACCUGGACCCGGCGGUGUACUACUUCUCGCCCCUGCAGCAGCUCUGGGAGUCGCAGAUCGCGCAGAUAUUCUGCUCGCGGCUGCGCUCCUUCCAGGGCCUCUUCAUCUCCUGCAACAGCCUUGGGGGUUGCCAGAGGCGUUCCUGGCCCGAGGUACCCCCAGCUUUUCGCGCCCGCCUGGCCUCGUGA